Messenger RNA from Lingula anatina, 1804 nucleotides. RefSeq lists its product as uncharacterized. NCBI's taxonomy places the organism in Eukaryota, Metazoa, Brachiopoda, Lingulata, Lingulida, Lingulidae. The record is from RefSeq and is a predicted model, not a curated record.
CUCUCAUCUGAUCAUUCGGGAUUCUACGAGAUAUGCGUGCGCCUGCGUGGUACUCAAUUCUGCGUUCGCUUGUCUUCGUGCUCACACGUGCACUCGAUUAUUCAUCGAUUUUUUAUAAUUUACGUGGUUUUUUAAAGACUGGUCAUACUCUUUUGUGAGAGAUUGCUUGACAGACAAUCUUUUGUACUAAUUGACGCUGGUUUUUUAGCAUGUCGUCGGCUCAGACCGGACUGCAAAGCGACUUAGUUGGCGCUAUUAUUGCUCAGGCUGAGGCAAGCCAGAGUGGCGCAGAGCGGGCUUCAGCAAAGGAUGCUGGCUCAGAAAAAUCGACUACCACAACCAAAUCUAGUGGUAAUAGGGGUAAAAGACUAAGAACCCCGAGCUCUGCUUAUAGCAAAAGAGCAAAGCUGACAAAGGACGUCAGCUUCACGGACGGUGCAGGCUCCCAUGGAAAAAACCUAAAUUCCAAGGAUGCGAUUCCUUCGGAAACCUCCGUACACGAGGCAGAUUCGGAGUCACGUGACGACCCGAACAACAAAUCUAACAAGUCGGCUACACAUGAUGGCAGCGCCCAUGGUCCUAGAAGUAGCCGGAGCUCACGCUCGCAUGGAAACUACUCCAAGUCAUUCAGUGACCAUUCAGUGAGCUCUCGUGAGGUACAAAAAGAUAUGAACGACAUGAAGGAGCAAUUGUGUAAUAUUCAACAGAUGCUAGCGUCUCUUACUCCUGUCGUAUCGGAACUUAAACGUGCGUACGAUGCUAGUAUAAAUAGCGACCAGGAGGGUGAGCCCCCAGAGAAGAGACAGAGGCUUAUUUUGUCAGAUGAUGAGGAAUCCCUGUUUGAGGAAUCUUACUUUCGUUCUACUCCUGCCAAUGAUGAUAGUAAUGCUGACAGUGAUAGCAGUGACAGUCCUGCUAAGGAAAAACCCUCAGAAACUCAGGUCAGUCAGCCUCAGGGCUUACAAUGUUUGAAAAACAUUUUGGCUGCAGUGACUAAUGAUGAAGUUAGAGGCCCGAAAGUUCAUGAUGAUGUUGCUAAAAUCAUGAACACUGUUUUGUACAAGGGUAUGCCUAAGGAAGUUCUGGAGGAUAUGGUGAAACUUUAUCACCCACCUGAGAACUGUACCUACAUGACUCAGAUCAAAUGUAACCAGAGACUGUGGGGAACACUGAGACCUUUAACCAAAUAUAAUGACAAGAUAAUGCAAAACUGGCAAACCAACAUAUUCCAUGGACUUACACCCUUCCUGGAGAUAGCUGAUGCUUGUUCUAAACACCUUGAAGGAGAAGGAGAUGUGCCUUCUCCUGAAACAUUGCUAGCAAAGAUGACAGACGGAUUCAGCAUCCUUGCUGCAGUUGUACAUGACAUUUCUAUGUUUCGCAGAGAACUCGCCAAACCAGACAUUAAUGAGAAAUACAAAGCUUUGGCUUCCCCACAGAAUCCUGUCACCAAGGAGCUGUUUGGUGACAAUUUGGAUGCAAAUAUGAAGGAUAUUGAAGAAGGCCUAAAAAUCUCUAACAAGGUUCAGAAGAAAAUAGCACGCCCUAGACCCACAAAUAUCUUCUCCAAACCCAGGGUAUUUCCUACAAGGGCAACAGCUCGCUAUGACAACAAAAAAGCUGGUUCUUUUUUAGGAGGGAAGAACCAGAGAAGUCAACAGAACAACAGGAAAAACUGGACAGGGAAAAAGUUCCAGAAGAAAGAGUAUUAGGAAAUACUCAUUAUGCUGAAUCAGGUCCUUCAGAAGCUGCAGACAGACCAGGCCGACAUCUUGCUGAUAGCUCCACUGUGGGCCACACAGCC